Molecule: messenger RNA, 4656 nt
Organism: Ornithodoros turicata
Lineage: Eukaryota; Metazoa; Arthropoda; Arachnida; Ixodida; Argasidae
Product: transient receptor potential cation channel subfamily M member 2-like
Exons: 31
Coding region: 112-4614 (1500 amino acids)
Biological process (GO): metal ion transport; monoatomic cation transmembrane transport
Cellular component (GO): plasma membrane
Molecular function (GO): monoatomic cation channel activity
Source: RefSeq, a predicted model, not a curated record
AGCAAUGCCGGCUCGUGCCAUAGUCUCUCACACCAGAGAGGGAGGAAAAAGAAUCUCUCGCGCUUAAUCGACCGCCGAGAUCAUUCCAUGAGUUCCUGCUGGUACUAGAAGAUGGCCAAGAAAGCUUCUUCAAUCCCCAGCUUUAACAUUAUUGCUCAUCCUUCCGUUGGGGACCAAGCGGAUGACGUGUCUAGGUACCUCAUAGGCAAAGGAACCAUACACUUCUGGAGGAACGUUGCCUAUGAGACAGAGGGCCGUCCGUACAUCCGUGUGACUCACGAUAUCAGCAUAGACGACGUGCUCAAUGUGUUCACGCGUGAGUGGAAGUUUACGCUGCCCCGAAUUGUGCUGGUCAUCAUCUCUAGCCUUGCCAACUGGCAAGAAUGGAGCGCUCCAAGACAACUGGAAAACGUCAAGAAGGGGCUCAUCAAGGCAGCAAAUACGACCGCCAUGUGGAUUUUGACCAACGGAAUGAACGCUGGCAUCGCCAAAGAGAUCGGCGGCUGGGUAAACGAGGAGUUGGUCCAGCGACAGAUCAGACGCUGCCACCGACAUCCGCACACGGACUAUGAGAAGUUACCGCCGCUUUGCCUUCUGGCGAUCGUACGCGAAGACGUGCUUACCUGCGCCGAAAAGUUCGAAGCGAACAAGGAUGGCCCGAUCUACAUUGAGAACACGGGAGGUCGACCUGACGAUAAUCGCUUUGACCUCAACCCUGAACACACGCAUUACAUCAUCGUUAAAGACGACACCAUUCACAAGACAGGGCUCAAUUAUUUCGUGCUCAAGCUGGAACAGCAUCUUGCUAUGGCCUGCGAAGAGGAGACACUAUCAACACCACCAGCUCCUGGUUCUCACAUCCCUGGUCUGGACCCUCCCACCUUAUACUCGGCGGAGAUUCCUCUCAUAGCUGUCGUUUGUCAAGGAGGCACAGGGUGCAACAAGAUGGUGCUGGAUCAUAUCAAGAGACAGCUCCCCGUACUAGUUAUUCAAGGAAGCGGAGGCCUCGCCGAUCUCUUGGCGCUCGCGUACAACGAGAUCGCUCGACGUGGGGUGACGCUGUGGGACCCUGAGUUCAUUGAGGGAGUCUUGAAGCCAGAACUCAGCCAAAAGAUCUGCCAAAUGUUCCCAAAGUUCCGAGACAACACGUUAUCCAGAAAUGUAUUCAGGGACAGGAUUAUAGAGUGCCUGCGUCUUGCAUGUCAGACACAAGACCAGAAAUAUUUCACGGUGAUCAACAUCCAUCACCACAGGAAUAAUUUGCAGCACCUGGACGAUAUCCUCUUGAAGGCCGUCUUUAAAUCUCAAGUACAACUACAUCAGGCGCACCAGAUGAAGAAAGACCUGUUACUGUGUUUGGACUGGAACUGCCCGCAUGUGGCCAUCACGAAGGUCUUUUCCAAGGAUACACCACAGCGAUAUCAAAUCGACAGAGAAGACUUUGAAUACGCACUUGUGCGUUCAAAACGUGAAGAGUUCCUUCACCUCUUUCUCAACCAAGGAUUUCAGGUGCACAAGUACCUCUCCCCAAAACGGCUUAAACAGCUAUUCAUUAAAGUACAGCACGAAGAGUUCUUCCGAUCCGUUUGUUGGGAAGGAGCGCUAGGGCACAGCCUGCUGUCUAAGAUUGGUAAAAACUUCAUCGAGAUGGACCUGAACUGGCUUAUCGAGACGACAACGGGGCUUCACGAUUUCGUGGAUUCUGAAGAACUUUCCAUGAACACUGCUCUGGGCAUGUACAUACAGGAUGCAGCAUCCGCUGAGCGCAAGGCCCUUGUGAUCUUGUCUUUGUGGGCUGCCUUUACAAAUCGCCGUAAGACGGCUGAAGUUCUGUGGCGGAACUGUGACCAACCUGUCCACAUGGCGCUUGUCCUGUCGAUGACUUACGAUAAGCUGUCCUUCUACGCUUUCGAAGGGAGCAUUAAGCAGGAACUUCUGGAGACCAAGAGGCAAUUUGCUGCCAUGGCCACUGGUGUACUUGACCUAUGCUACAGUGACUCUACUUGUCGUGCGUACGACAUUCUCAGUGUACAGAGCAUGGACUGGAAGUACAAGACAGCCGUGGACAUCGCUGCCGAGGCUUCGAACAGAACGUUUCUUGCGCACCCUUGCUGUCAGAAAUGGCUGAGCAAUCAGUUCUUGGGACGUAUCAGCGUUCGUGACAUAGCUUGGGGAUUCCUAGGUGUGCCCAUGUGGCUCAAGAUAGUCCUGUGCUCCUUUUUCGUCUUCCCGAUGUACAUCUGGGUCCGAUUCAAAAGUGAUCCCCAUCAGAUGGACUACGGCGAUGAAGAUGACGGCGACAAGGAUUAUAGCCUCUCUCGUAACAUCACAGAGAACGUGAAGUACGACCGAUACGAAACGGUGGGCACAGCGGCACAGGAAGGCCUCUUCAUUCAUCUAAAUCCACCGGUCUGGAAGAUGAUCUACCUCAUGUGGAACGCUCCCAUCACCAAGUUUUGGGUCUAUCAGACUUUUUACGUCUUGUUCUUGGGAACCUUGAGCGUGGCAGUCCUGUGGCCUUCGUGUGGAAACACAAUGUUAGACAUCGUCUCAAUCACCUGGAUUUUCCUGAUAUCUUUGGAGACGAUUGACAGAACCUACAGGCUCCACAAGUUGAACGCGAACGUUCCUCUCACGGCGAAAUGCGUGGAAAUCUUGGUGACAACCUUCUUCGGCGUGAACUACCUUCUUGCACGGAUGUUUCAUGUUGGGGUUUUCCGCGACCCGUACAAUAGCAGAGUGCUGCUGUGCGUAGCCCUGUUGUACUUCUACUACAGGCAGACCUUCAUCUACCUGCCUAUAUCACCACAGCUUGGACCGCUCCUCUACAGAGUGAAGCUCAUGGUUAUGCGAGAUUUCAUGAACUUCAUGCGAAUGGCGCUUCUGGUGAUCAUAAGCGGAGGCAUUGUUACUCAUGCGGUUCUCUACCCCGAUUUUCCCAUCACGGUCGAGUUGUUCCGGAGGAUCGUACACAAGGCUUGGUUCUCAUUGUUUCUGACACCGAUAGACGAUCUCGAAGGACAAUCAAGUUGUUUCAAGUUGGUGCGCACUAGCGACGACACCUGCCACGUCAGCAAAUAUACGGACGAGAGUUGUCCCAAUCCUGGACUUUGGCCUUACGUGUUCACCAUCCUGUACUUCAUUCAUCUCAAACUCAUUCUGCUCACACUUCUAUAUGCCCUGUUCAGUAAUACAGCAGCAGACCUCGAGCCAGAGUCCGACGCUAUUUGGAAGUUCCAGAGGUACGAACUCGUCACGGACUUCGCCACAAGACGCUGUCUUCCGCCACCGGUGAACGUCUUGAGCUACGUCUGGCUUGUCACCAGGUUCAUAGUCUGUGGAAUAGCAACGUCAAAGUGUAGAAAAUGCAGGAAUCACGAGAAAGAGCCGUUGCAUGUACGCAUGCAAGAUCUCCCUGGAAGAGGUCAGAAGCUGUCAGACCGCGACUACCACUAUUGGCGACAGAAAGCGUUGGAGUACAGUGAAGCGACCGCUGCUAAUGCUGACGGGCCAGAGCAGCAGGCAGAAAGGCUCGUGUUGAUCUUGGAAGACGUAGACUAUCAGCGCUCGCUCCUGGACCAGCUUAACGGCCAGGUACAAGAGGUGCAACGACAGCUGACGCAAUCUUUGUUGUACUUGGAAGCCCUCAAACAGGUCUCUUCCAAAGCUGAUGCUUCGUCCACGGGAACCAACGUGCAGCAAACGACUCUGCACUACAUUUCCCGACAAUCUCCAUACCCGGGGACGAAGAUUCAACGAUUCCCGGUACCAGACAAAUACGUUCCUUGGGAAGUGAUGUGGUUGGACUAUGACCCGGUGGCUUACACACGAGCCCGAUCUCAGUUUCCGGGACCACUGCAGGUCUAUGUCGAUGAGGACAUCCUUCUGCUGCGCGCGAAAGACAGCGAUAAAUCAUUCCCAGCUUUUCAAUGGAACUGCACGGCCGUGUCACCAGGUGGCGUCAGCAUCGACCGCAAGUCAUGGAUCUCCGACGACGAAGGUGGCUACAUCAUCUAUGUUCUUGAAAGCGAAGGAAUUCCAAGGAAUCCAGCCGGCAGAACAGGACUGAAAGGCAAGGGCGCUCUGCCGCGAUGGGGACCGAACCAUUAUGUCCUUUUCGUCAUUAGCAGGUACCAGAGGUCGAAGACAUCUCUGGCGCAACCUCGAGGUUUGGAGAUCGCACUUAUGCGAAUCUUUCGAACCGACCAAUUUGUUCUGCCAGGCGAUUUCGUCCCUGGCGAGCAAAAGUAUGACGGCGUACUGCGAGUGUGCUUCAAAGUUACGGACACUCAAGCCAUCCUGACUGAAGACGACGUUGUGGCCCUCUUUGAGAGCUGCCUCCAGGAAGUGCCAGAAGGCCUUGACACGACCCAACUGGUAGAAUGCGGCGUUGCGCGUCGAGGUUACAUGGACGAUCCUAUGAACACCGACAGCAGCUGGAGGGAAGUUGAAUUGUGGAAGGUCCAUUACAACUGGAAGGAAAAUUUGUGCGAAAGGUUUCAGCCCAAUGUCAUCUGGCGGCUUGUGACAGACGAUCUUUUUCUGAAACUUCCUUCUGGACACGCAAAUCUCUUCAACGAAGUUUGGAACUUUCAAGGAACACUCGCUGGAUAAUGAAAUAAGUUGCUUCAAGAAUAAACAUUCAUUUCAACGGUA